UAUGAUGGCAUUGUGCGCGCCGUCGGCUUUUAGCAGCGUACAUGUGCCCGGCGCCUCAGCGUACGGCGGCGAUGGCAGUGAUGCGCGUUCGAGCGCCUCAACGGACGACAAUACAAUACAGCAGUUGGACGACGAGAGCGUGGGUAGUGGGACGGGACUUACAUUGCAGCCACAGCCGGCGCCGCCACCUCUACAACCAGGUACCGCUAUGCUCGAUCCAUAUGUAGUGGCAAGCGCAUUGCGUAUGCCGGUGCCAAUGGUGCCGCGCGCAGCUCCCACACACGCUGCUUCCUUUCAAACGGAAUUCAUGCGAAAGUCGCACAUGUACGCCGAGGAGUUGGUGAAGCAACAAAUGCAAUUUAUGGCUGCAGCGCGCGCCAGCGCUUUUACGUUGCGCGGCAGCAGCACGGUGGAGAGCGUAGCUGCGGCGGAAAGACGCGCUUUUGCGCGCGUACAAGGCGCGUCACAACAAAUGUCCAACUUGGCGGGCAUACAAUCACAACUAACGGCCAUCACAAAAAUGUCACAACUCAGCGCUGCGGCGGCAGCUGCAGCUGUGGCUGUAGCAGCGGUAGCCAAUAAUAAUCAGCCCGCGCAGCAUUCACAACACCCGCAAUUGCAACAAAAUAAAUCGAAUUUUCCCAAUAACGCAGACGCGCUGAGCAAGCUGAGCGCUUUGACCACAGCGCAUACGCACCUCUCGCCCACCUCCGCCUCGGCAGCCGUUUCAAGCUUGAGCCAACUACAGGCGCAAAUGCAAGCGCAUUUUCCGUAUGCCCAUAGCAAUCAUGCCAACAACAACCUCAACAACAACAACAACAAUCUAAAUGAGCCCGCGCUAAAAUUUAGCAUCGACAAUAUUUUGAAAGCUGACUUUGGCAGGCGUCUAGCGGAGGGCGCAGCCUGCAUGGCGGCGUGUAACAGCAGCUCGCGCGCAACGAAAACCUACGGUGGCGGUAAUAGCACCAGCGCUUUGCUACGUGCGCGGAAAGCGGCUGCAGCAUCGUCUGUGAAUGCAGUUGCGGCAGCGUCUUCGGCUAGUGCUGGCGCUAAUGCCACCAACUCCGCGAUCGCCAUUGACCUAACGCAUUUGAGCGCUUCAUCGACUGCAACCACCACAACGUCUUCGACGGCUACGCUGAACUUUUCGCAUACACUCGCGAAUAUCUGCACAAACAGCAGCGAUUCUAAUAGCACCGCGGUGAGCAGCAGCUAUGGCGGUGCCGCCUCUGAGCAUGCAAAGUCACCUGGCGCUGCUGGAGCGGCGAAUGGUGAUUUUUCAGCGGCAGCGGCGAAAUGCGCAGCUACGUCGACGGAAGAGUCGAAUGGCGGCGGUAGCAGCGGCGGCGCUGUAAAGUCCAGUGGCACAGGUGCGAGCGGCAGCGGGCCGAUUGUGUGGCCAGCGUGGGUGUACUGCACGCGCUACAGCGAUCGACCCAGUUCAGGACGAAGUCCACGCGCCCGUAAGCCCAAGAAGCUAGCCGGUGAGAAGGGCAGCAGCAGCAGCAACGGCGGUGGCGCAUCGAAUGGCAGUGGAAGCGGUGGAAGUGGCGCCGCCACCGCAGAGGAUAAACGACCGCGGACGGCGUUCAGUGGUUCGCAAUUGGCGCGCUUGAAGCACGAGUUCACCGAGAAUCGCUACCUGACCGAAAAACGACGCCAACAGCUCAGUUCCGAAUUGGGUCUAAAUGAAGCGCAAAUAAAAAUUUGGUUUCAAAAUAAGCGUGCCAAACUGAAAAAGUCGAGUGGACACAAAAAUCCUUUGGCAUUACAACUAAUGGCACAGGGGCUGUAUAAUCACUCGACGAUACCGUUGACGCGCGAGGAGGAAGAGUUACAAGAACUACAGGAGCGUGAAAAUGCAGCGGCAGAGGCGAGAAAUGGUGGUGCAACAACAACGACUACUGUGUCCACGUAGGUGCAGAGCACAAAGUGAUGGUAAAUAAAACGUCUUCAAGUGAAGAAAACAUAACUAUAUGCAACGAAAAACUGUAACUAACUUAAUUUAUAGAAAAUAUGUAUUAACGAAAUGUAUACGCGUGUAAAUUAUGAUGUACAAAAUAUUUAAUACCUAGAAUUUUCGGAUAUUAGGUUGACAUGAAGAGUGGUAGAGUAAAGAACGCUGUGUGGGUAGAAGUCAGCUUUGGUUGGAAUUCCAUUUUUCUUUCGGCAAUAAAAUCGGGAGAGUAAAACUCAACACGCACCACGGCUUUGGCACGUCCGACAGGCGGGUUUCCCACUAGCCAUAUUGAUUGUAUAUAUGUAUACAAAUGUAGUAGUAUCUUAAGCAGAAAUCACCAGAUAAAAAAAGGUCGUGAUGUGGGUGUCAAACUCUUCAUAUGCCCUAUUGAUUGGGGUUGGGCCUAUAAAUCUAUCGUCGUGGUAGAUGAGUCCCAUCGUUCCUGUUAUUCGAUAGGGAUGCGCCUUCUUGUAAGCAUUCUUUAGCUAGACGUAGCGCUGCUGGCCGGAACGGUAAAGGUAGUUUCUUUGCUGGUUAAGUCAUGAAGGAGUUCGAUAAGCAGAACUGAUCCUGAGAGAUCAAGGUUUGUAUGUCGACUUCGACUAAAUGACUACGUGAAAGACAUCUCUCUAAAUCUCUGAAUUGUCGAGAAUGCAAGCCGAAUUAAUAAAAAGAGCGUGCAGACUAUUUUAUAUCAAUUUCCCAGGGAAGACGAUCAGCCGCAGUUGGUUAACAGAUGUUUGAUCGUGGAGCCCAUUCGACCGCGAAGCCAAAGGUACCUUCCCGACCUUGACUUCAAUUGUCUAUGGUCGCGUCAUCCUUAAGCUUUAGCUUAAAAUCUUCAGCCACUGAGCGCGAGCUUAAAGAAUCUCCUUUUAUGCGGAACUUGCGCUCCUUUAUGUGGCAGAUGUAGCAAAUGUCCUAAGGUCAUAUGAUCUUCUUACACCGUUUCGUCCUUAUCUUAGACAUUCAACAAUACAUCAACUAGCCGGGUAGAGGCGAAUUCCCCAUUAAAGAAUAUAUACAUAUGUUAUUGGUUAUGGUGGCUGUAAUCAAAUAGAUCCUGGAGGAUGACACACGUAAGCUUAAUGGCACAUUGUGAUACAGUUUUGGAUCGUAGUUUAUUCCGUUCAUAUACCGAGAAGUAGAACCAAUUACAAACGUUUAUGAAGCAUUCUAAAUCGCAGACUUUCGUUAUCUCAGUUUAGCUAAAGCUGACAGAGGAUGUACUGCAUGCCUUCGAUUU
This is a messenger RNA of Rhagoletis pomonella (apple maggot), 3206 nucleotides long. Its product is annotated as homeobox protein invected. NCBI's taxonomy places the organism in Eukaryota, Metazoa, Arthropoda, Insecta, Diptera, Tephritidae. The record is from RefSeq and is a predicted model, not a curated record. Gene Ontology annotation, biological process: multicellular organism development; neuron differentiation; regulation of transcription by RNA polymerase II. The transcript has 4 exons. Gene Ontology annotation, cellular component: nucleus. Gene Ontology annotation, molecular function: DNA-binding transcription factor activity, RNA polymerase II-specific; RNA polymerase II cis-regulatory region sequence-specific DNA binding. The coding region runs from base 2 to 1918 and encodes 638 amino acids.